Polyodon spathula (Mississippi paddlefish) is the source of this 2670-nucleotide messenger RNA. Its product is annotated as neuronal vesicle trafficking-associated protein 1-like. The transcript has 5 exons. Gene Ontology annotation, molecular function: clathrin light chain binding. Lineage: Eukaryota; Metazoa; Chordata; Actinopteri; Acipenseriformes; Polyodontidae. Bases 257 to 799 code for a protein of 180 amino acids. Gene Ontology annotation, cellular component: endosome; membrane. The record is from RefSeq and is a predicted model, not a curated record. Gene Ontology annotation, biological process: G protein-coupled dopamine receptor signaling pathway; clathrin coat assembly; endosomal transport.
GUUGCAUCACGAGGGGUUCUUGUGUGCAGCUUCUGUUCCAAAGGCUGCAGAUCUGCCCAAGGAAAGCAGCUGCGUCAUAGCAGCAUCGCUGAUACAAAAUUAAACCAUAAGGAGAAGAACAUCGAUUUAUUUAGGACACCCCUUCAAACACACAUCGGCACUCACUUUAUUCAGACACCAGAAGGCUAGGAGCCCAAUUACUCGUGGAUUGAAUUAAAAUAAUUGAAACUGAAAAUAUUAGAUUUUCCUCGGAAUAAUGGUGAAAUUGGGGAAUCAUUUUUGUGACAAGAAUAACACCAAAGUGCCCAUCUCUGAAGAUGGGUUUGAUACCAUCCCCCUUAUCACACCCUUGGAUGUCAGUCAGCUUCAAUGCCCCCCGCCUGAUAAGGUGGUGGUAAAAACUAAAACAGAAUAUGACGGUGACCACAAGAGGGGCAAAUUCCACAACCCUAAAGCAGCAGAAUUUACAAUAAGCAUGACUGAAGGUGUCUCUGAUAGUUUUAAGGUCACACUGUUAGUGCUUUUUGCCCUGGCUUUCCUAACCGGUGUAGUGUUUCUGGUGAUCUACAAAGUUUACAGCUGUCCAGAGGGAUUUGUCUUUCAGCACAACCGCUGUAUUCCAGCUGGAAUAGACAGUUAUUAUUCUGAACAAGACCCCAGCGCCCGAGGAAAAUUCUACACUGUUAUUAACCACUACAACGUGGCUAAGCACACGCUCACUCGCUCUGUAUCACCCUGGAUGACAGUGAUGACUGAAGAAAAGGUAUCUGAACAGGAGACAGAGACUGCAGAGAAAUAAGCUUAGAAGUGAGAGCUGCUACAAGAUUACAGGAGUCACACAUGCUGGGCAGUAAUACUGUAUAAAUGGGAGCUUUUAACUUUAAAUAUAACCAUAAGCAGCUAUGACAUUUUAUAUAUAUAUAUAUAUAUAUAUAUAUAUAUAUAUAUAUAUAUAUAUAUAUAUAUAUAUAUAUAUAUAUGUGUGUGUGUGUGUGUGUGUGUAACAUUUUUUUGGGGGGGUCUACAUAACACUGCAGAUUUUAGGCAAUAGUUGAAUAAUUUUCAUUGUUUAGCAGGAAAUGAAAGAUUCUGUUUCUAUUAGUAACCCACAUGUUUAUCUUCUGUUCCAAAGCCAGUAGCACUGUAAAGACAAAUGCAUCUUCAUUUGAGAUGACAAUUCUAGCUCUUUCUCAAUGGUUAUAAUUAAAGUUGACUUUCAAGACAAGUGGAUAUAUGUACAGGGCACUGUCAGUAAUGGAUUAUGUUGUAUGAAGAGGGGAAAAAAAAAUCUGUUAAUUUAUUUUCUUAUUUAUCUUGUUUUAUCUUUCCUGUCUUACUACUCGCUACUGUUGAUAAUUUGCAAUUGAUAAUGAAGUUCAGUCACACAACGCGUUUGAUGUUAUUUUAUUAAUGCAGACAGCAUUCUAUUGCUUCUCCACUGUGGCAUGUAGUGAGGAUGUUCACUGGAAUACAGAUUGGUGUACUGUAGAAAAGGGCAAAUUUGGUCUUCAUUAGGUAACUGACAUUUUUCAAACUGUUCCUUUUCAAUUGAAGUGUUGGUUGAUUUCCUCAGCUUAUUGACUCACGAUUUGACUAUUUUAAUUUAUAACUUGUUAGGGAAGAGCCCAGACCUAACUAAAUACAAUACCAUGAAGAAAUGUUACACAAGACCGUUUCAAAAUAUAUUAACGUGUUCAACAUACAAAGUGUGAGUGCAUAAGUGAAGUAAUACUAUAUUUUUUGGAGAUCUGCAUUCCAUAAUAAAUAAAGUAAAUGCACAUUAUAUUGAAUAUUAGUAAAAACAACAAUAUACACAACAACUUCUGUGAUUUUAUUUACAGGAUGAUUUCAUUAUCCUGCCUUAUUACUAAAUCAAUAUAAAACACAUUAAUUAAUGAAAAUUAAGACCAUUACCAUAACUUGUGGUUUGUUACAUUACUAAAAGCGUCCCAUAAGCCAGAGUACAAUUGUAGCACGCCAAACACUUUAUCAAAAUGUCAAAUUAGAUAUGCAAGUUCUUUGUGAAGGGCUGUAAUGUUAAUGGAUUGACAAGGGAAAAAUGUGUGUUGCAGGGCUGUGCUGAACCUUCAUAGCUUUAAUAGUUUUUGACAACAGCUGUAUUUGAAUACAGAUAUUCAUCAUUUUCCUUUAUGGUUCCUUCUAUAUGCUGUUUGUAGUGGAAAUGUCAAAAGUAGUAGUAGAACUCAAAGAAAACCCACAAAAAAGCACAUUGCAUUCAAUGAAUUCCAAUGUCAUGUUUAUUUGUUUAGGUUAAAUUAGUAGAGACAGCGCAUUUUAUGCUUUAUUGCUUUAAGAAGUGCAUCGUACAUUUUCUUAAAACAAGAGUUUAGUAAUUGCUCAUCUUUGUUUAUUAAUGCGCAAAAGGCUUGAUAUGUCACUGAGUGGUAGGACAGGCUUUAAUGUGCUGUGUGCUGUUGUAAAGUGUCACGCUGCAUGAAAUGCAAUAAAACCAGUGCCAAACAUUUUACCUUGCCUAACAAAAGGCUCUCACAAACCCAUUUUAAGCAGGUCAUGUAGUUUUUGUUGAUAAUCAAAAUUGAUAAAAAAUAUACUGUAUACUUUAUUGAAUGUAGUGAAGUGAAGCAAUUAGGUUGUAACUUUUGACAUUUUCACUUUGUGAAAAAUAAAGUCUAAGAAUGACAAACGAUA